Molecule: messenger RNA, 1308 nt
Organism: Exserohilum turcica Et28A
Lineage: Eukaryota; Fungi; Ascomycota; Dothideomycetes; Pleosporales; Pleosporaceae
Exons: 2
Coding region: 1-1056 (351 amino acids)
Biological process (GO): mitotic sister chromatid segregation; kinetochore assembly
Cellular component (GO): nucleus
Source: RefSeq, a predicted model, not a curated record
AUGGAUCCAGCCGUCGAGCGGAUACGAGAAUAUGCGCGUGAUGCCCGCGCGCGCCAGGACGAUGCUGUCGACUUUGACCCGGCCGACACGGAGGCUCGCCUGGCGCAGACGGUGAAGGAGCUGCAGGCACGCGUACAGGAACAACAAGCAGCGCUGGACCAGCUACGCUCUCAAUCCAGCAUCGACCUGGAAACCGCCGCCUAUGCAUCAGAGGACCCGCGCCAGAGGCUGCAGCAACUCGUGGCUGUCAAAGACGCAUACAAGCGCUUGACGCCAACAGCCACCUAUUUGCCUCCCCAGGCAUCCCUUCUGCCCGCCCUGUUGGCAGCACGUACUCUCCAGCAAAACGUCCAGGGAACCAAGGAAGCCUUUGCUAGCACGCAAUCUCAGCUAGAAUCCAAAGAGACGGCUCUUCGUCGCGAAGAAGCCAACCUACGUGAUGCCAACCGCCUCACCCAGGCCAUGCAAGACCGCAUUGAGCGGCUGCGUGCACAGCACCAGGACCGCUCCCAAAAGACUCCUGCUCAACUCGCACGCGAUCUGAUUGCCGCCAAACGUGCCCAGAAAGAGCACUACGACGAAGAGAUGCAGCGCCUUGGCGGGGCCAUGAAUGACUUUAUCAACGACUACCUCUCCACCAUGCUCGCAGCCGAAGAGCUAGGCGGGCCCGUGGUAGGCGAGAUGCUCGAUGUAGACGACGACACACUAGCUGCGGGCUUCACCAGAAAAGGGCGCGCAAAGUCGACCAAGAAGCCUCCAUCCGACAAGACACGGCAGCGCAGAAUCGAUGACAUCUGGGGCAAGAAGGCGGUUGUCGAGCAAGACGACGAGGAAGAGCCGCCAACGGAAGCUGAAGCAGCCGACGCAGAGAUGCGGCAAUUGAUAGGCAACCUGUUUGCUACUCUGAUGGGGCCUGGCAAAGGCAACGCCUACCUCCAGCUCCAGCGGGAUUCUGCGGCUUCGAGAUUCCUGGUCAGGGCGAGGAUUGCCCAAUUCCACCCCAAGGAUGCGACCAAGCUGCGAUUGAUCGACUUUGGACGGGAGCUAGAUGACUAAGGGCGUUGAGUUAGUACAGAUGCGCAAUGACAUUCAGCCCAGCCAUUGGCUCUUGCAAGACGCUCAGAAAGAGACGGUGUAGCUCCGCUUGACGUGUUGUUCUAGCUUGGCGUGAAGCACACGCGUUUGCUGAGCUGUGGCGGUGCGCUGCUAACCCCUUCCAACACACGAUGCAUUCCGCGUUGGCUAUAUUCCUUUUGUACCGUAUCAAUAGCUUGGCCGGGCUUCCUCCUGCCACUUCCUGCGACGCAC